Molecule: messenger RNA, 576 nt
Organism: Insectozyma verbasci
Lineage: Eukaryota; Fungi; Ascomycota; Pichiomycetes; Serinales; Debaryomycetaceae
Source: the annotation of a GenBank genome assembly
AUGCAAACUAUUAAAUGUGUUGUUGUUGGUGAUGGUGCUGUUGGUAAAACAUGUUUAUUAAUAUCAUAUACUACUAGUAAAUUUCCUGCUGAUUAUGUUCCAACUGUUUUUGAUAAUUAUGCAGUUACCGUUAUGAUUGGUGAUGAACCAUUUACAUUAGGAUUAUUUGAUACAGCAGGACAAGAAGAUUAUGAUCGAUUAAGACCUUUAUCAUAUCCUUCAACUGAUGUAUUUUUAGUUUGUUUUUCAGUAAUUUCUCCAGCAUCAUUUGAAAAUGUUAAAGAAAAAUGGUUUCCUGAAGUUCAUCAUCAUUGUCCUGGAGUUCCAUGUUUAAUAGUUGGUACUCAAACAGAUUUAAGAAAUGAUGAUGUUAUAUUACAAAGAUUAAAUAGACAAAAAUUAUCCCCAAUUACUCAAGAACAAGGUGAAAAAUUGGCAAAAGAAUUAAGAGCAGUUAAAUAUGUUGAAUGUUCUGCAUUAACUCAAAGAGGUUUAAAAACUGUAUUUGAUGAAGCUAUAGUUGCAGCUUUAGAACCACCAGUUAUUAAAAAGUCAAAAAAAUGUACAAUAUUGUAG